Oryza sativa Japonica Group (Japanese rice) is the source of this 1018-nucleotide messenger RNA. RefSeq lists its product as uncharacterized. The record is from RefSeq and is a predicted model, not a curated record. NCBI's taxonomy places the organism in Eukaryota, Viridiplantae, Streptophyta, Magnoliopsida, Poales, Poaceae.
CGCAAAACGAACUCAAAACAUAAUACCCUCUUCCAUUCCCCACUUCUAAUAUGGAGAAAUUUUUUACUCAAUCUGCACUGCUCUGUGUGUUGUUCCUUGCUAGUUCAACAGUAGGAGGUUGCUUCCCUCUUAUGGAAGAAGAGGUCCAAAAGAAUUGGCAAACAUUGAUGGCCCCUAUACUUGAUGUGAAUUUAUCUUCGUCGGGUCAUGAAUCAAAUCAAGCUGGCACGUUGUAUCUUGCAGUAUAUGGAUGGGGUCCUUCAGAUAAUGCUAUAACGUAUUAUGGAGUAGAGGCCACCAUGGAUGUUUAUGGCUUUAAUCUAGAGCAUGGACAACAAACAGGAGGUUUCAUUUCGAUUUAUAAUAAGGAUGAAGCAUCCGCCAUAAAUAAUGUUAUAGCUGGAUGGAAUAUUGAGCCUGAAUCAUACAAUGAUUCACAGACGCACUUCAGUACUUGGUUUACUCAAGGAUCUAAUGCCUGUCCUGAUAUGCGUUGUCCUGGAUUCGAAAGUGUAUUUAGCUCAGAAAUCGUUCCAGGAAUGGUGAUUAACCCUGUUUCCACCACCUCUAGCGACAAACAAUACAUUACAGUCAGAGUAUCCAAGGAUCCAAAUUCUGGUGAUUGGCAAGUCUACUAUGGGUUUAAUGGUGAAGCCAGACUUACAGGUUACUAUCCAAGAUCUCUGUUUACAAGCUUGUCAUAUAAACCAGUGACAAUAAUGUUUGGCGGCUAUGCCUUCAAAAAGGAACAUAAAUUACCAAGUCCUCCGAUGGGCAGUGGGAAUGCUUCAAUCAAAAACGCUGCAUCAUUUAGUAGCGUCAAGUUUUUUGAUGCAGGCGGCAACAGCCAUCAAAUCAAUUCUGCUCUCGGAUAUAUAUCAAAUUGCUACCGUGUCUCUGAUUUUGAACAUGAUGGUUUCUUUUAUGGGGGACCUGGCAAUUUUUGCUAGCUGUUUGUAAUUAAUUGAGCUCCAUUUUAAUGUAGUGAUCGAGAUUCAAUAAAGUUUAUUAUAAUUGA